GAGGAGGCGGAGGAGGAGGAGGAGGAGGGGGAGGAGGAGGAGGAGGAGGAAGACGAGGAGGAGGAGGAGGAGGAGGAGGAGGAGGAGGAGGAGGAGGAGGAGGAGGAGGAGGAGGAGGAGGAGGAGGAGGAGGAGGAGGAGGAGGAGGAGGAGGAGGAGGAGGAGGAGGAGGAGGAGGAGGAGGCGGAGGCGGAGGAGGAGGAGGAGGAGGAGGAGGAGGAGGAGGAGGAGGAGGAGGCGGAGGAGGAGGAGGAGGAGGAGGAGGAGGAGGAGGAGGAGGAGGAAGACGAGGAGGAGGAGGAGGAGGAGGAGGAGGAGGAGGAGGAGGAGGAGAAGGAAGACGAGGAGGAGGAGGAGGAGGAGGAGGAGGAGGAGGAGGAGGAGGAGGCGGAGGAGGAGGAGGAGGAGGAGGAGGAAGAGGAGGAGGAGGAGGAGGAGGAGGAGGAGGAGGAGGAGGAGGAGGAGGAGGAGGAGGAGGAGGCGGAGGAGGCGGAGGAGGAGGAGGAGGAGGAGGAGGCGGAGGAGGCGGAGGAGGCGGAGGAGGAGGAG
Penaeus chinensis is the source of this 549-nucleotide messenger RNA. Its product is annotated as cilia- and flagella-associated protein 251-like. NCBI's taxonomy places the organism in Eukaryota, Metazoa, Arthropoda, Malacostraca, Decapoda, Penaeidae. The annotation marks the transcript as partial. The transcript has a single exon. The record is from RefSeq and is a predicted model, not a curated record.